GAUUGGCUGUCGCUGGCUGGGUUCAAACGAUAUUACGCAUGCUCAGACUCCCUUUUACGGUUAGCUUCUGAAACCUGUCAGCUCAGCGAAGCGUAGAUUUUCUUAAUACCUUCAAAUAUUUCCCAGCACUUUCUGCCUCCGGGCGGAGAAGAAUAGUGAAAUCUACCUGUAGGUGUCACCGAGCUUGGAGUGUAACUUUUCCACGUGUGUCGCUGAAAGAAAGCGCAAAGAAUGACGAGCAUUUCAAAGCGGAAAGAAGAAAGUCAUCUAGUGAAUGGAGGUGUAAAGCAGUCCACAUGGAGCAAAGCCUUCAACAGUAACGCUGUUUGGGAAGAGAAGGACGAGUUCUUAGAUGUGAUUUAUUGGCUCCGACAAAUUAUUGCAAUUGUCCUUGGUGUGAUGUGGGGUGUAGCACCACUAAAAGGGUUUCUGGGAAUAGCCAUAUUCUGCAUUAUCAAUGCUGGCGUCCUGUAUGUAUACUUCAGCAGCUUUCAGCAGAUCGAUGAGGAAGAGUAUGGGGGCACGUGGGAACUCACCAAAGAAGGCUUCAUGACAUCUUUUGCCCUGUUUCUGGUGGUGUGGAUAAUCUUUUACACAGCUCUACAUUUUGACUGAGGAGGAAUCUGUAAGACACUAAAAACAUUGAACAUUUCUGCUAAAGUAAAUUGUCAAGAUACAAGAACUCAGUGGUAUGGGAUUAUCAGUGCUACUACAUAAAGUAUGGCUUCUCAGUGUGCAGUGCAUCAUGGGAAUUGUCUUUGGAAGAUCCAGGAAGAACACCGCAAUGAAAAUGUUCAAAUGCUGUCUUUUUUUUUUUUUUUUUUUUAGUUUCUAUUGAAGGCAUAUUUGAUUCAUUCAUUUCCUUCAACACUUGUCUGUUAAAACACUAAAGGCACAGGAAACCAUUUGGUUGAAUCGGUAUAAAUUUUUAUAAACAGUAGCUUGAUGAGCGACAUGAACAUCGAUUUCGGGGUGAAGCGGAAACGAAUAGCGAGCAUGGCCACUGUUCUCGCGGGUUAUUGCUCACAGGCUGGCCAGUCAGGUGACAGGUGCAGGACAGUAAAAACAGCGUGUCAUCAUUUAGUCGAGAGGGUUCAAUCAGUCCACGGUUGAAUGUUAAAUGUCUCCUUUUAUUUCAGGGACAAAAAUCCACCAUACUGGAUGAACAGAAGUACUAGUAAAAGAUUCAAUCUGUGGCUUCACUGUUAAUCCCCCAAUCUACCUUAUGUAUAUUUGUCUCUUUCUUUUUUUUUUUUAAGAUCUUAGCUGCCUUAAAGUACAGCAUAUUACAGCUUACUGUUAUGGUUACCAGCUACAGUAUAUGUAUGUCUGUAUUUUGAAGGCUGGAGUUAUGUUUUCUUGUGAAAUAGAACUCCACCCCCCCCCCCUCAAGUGGAUAUAAACCUUCAAUUUCUUAGUAUUUCUAAAGAUCUGCUGUCAAAUUUAACGAAUGUGAAAAUUGUAGCUGGAGUCUAACUUUUAAUAUUGAAAUAAAUGCUGGUUGUAAGAGCGUGUAUUGGCUAAUAUCCUAUCUCAGUGUCACUAGUGUCAAUGUGCUGCAGGAACAGAUAACUAUCAAAUUUAUCUCUCCAUACAUGUUCCUCAGUGGAAAAAGUGAGGAAACUUGCAUGUUGUGGUCAUAUGCAAUUAACAGAUUUAAGUCAAACCUGAUCUGUUAGAAUUAUUUUAAUUUAAUGUCUUUGAUCUGGAAGCUACGUAUGAGAAAGUCUUAGUUCUUGUGUUGAAAUUAAUUUAAACUUGUCUGUAAAAUGUCUGCAUUGUCCCCUUUCUUAAAUCCAGCUUGUAUUAUGCAGAUUUAUUUGUAUUUAUGCCUUGUUUGAUUAAACAUUUUUCAGUAUUUUAUCAUGAAGAACUUCAAAAAAAAAAAAAAGCAGUUCAUGCAAAGUUAAUACAAUGGUACUGUUAUAUUAGAUAUGCAGCUGGUGUUUGAAAGGUUUGUAUUUUCUGAUCAAAAUUUUGGGAAUCAUUAAACAUGGGCUUUAUUUGGCCUCCAUUUUCAAAGA
Molecule: messenger RNA, 2024 nt
Organism: Maylandia zebra (zebra mbuna)
Lineage: Eukaryota; Metazoa; Chordata; Actinopteri; Cichliformes; Cichlidae
Gene: rab5if
Product: RAB5 interacting factor
Biological process (GO): mitochondrial respirasome assembly
Source: RefSeq, a predicted model, not a curated record